Messenger RNA from Hydractinia symbiolongicarpus, 2370 nucleotides. Its product is annotated as 30S ribosomal protein S14-like. The record is from RefSeq and is a predicted model, not a curated record. Gene Ontology annotation, biological process: translation; DNA integration. The transcript is spliced from 2 exons. Bases 1729 to 2142 code for a protein of 137 amino acids. Gene Ontology annotation, molecular function: structural constituent of ribosome; nucleic acid binding. Lineage: Eukaryota; Metazoa; Cnidaria; Hydrozoa; Anthoathecata; Hydractiniidae. Gene Ontology annotation, cellular component: mitochondrial small ribosomal subunit; ribosome.
CAACAGGAAUCCGACGAACUGAAAAAUCUGUCUGGUUCCUCCAAUACGCCCCCUAUACAGAAGCCAUCUCCAUGAGUCGAAUCAUCGCAGAAACCAAGAAGGACGCAGUGCUGCAGUCCCUGGUCAAGUGCAUUCACCAGGGGUACAUUCCAAAGUCAAAGAAAUCGUUGGAACUUUACCGUAAGGUCUUCCACAAGCUGGCUAUAUCGGACAAAGAUCUAAUGCUGCGUAACGACCGCAUUAUCUUACCACAAAGUCUUUGGUCGAAAGCUUUCGUUGAAGCCCACCAAGGAAGCCACCCUGGUAUGAGCAGCCUGAAGAGAAGAAUCCGAUCACACUUCUGGUUUCCCAGCAUCAAUACAUUGGUCCAGCAAGCAGUCGAACAAUGCGAGACAUGUCAGCUUUUUACGCAGAAGACAACCAAGGAGCCACUUUCACCACAAAACGUACCUACAGGCCCGUGGGAGGACGCAUUCAUCGAUCUGUUUGGCCCGAUGCCAGACCACAGAUAUGUCUUAGUAGUCUUGGACAACUACUCACGUUUCCCAGCAGCCAAGAUUGCUCCGACAACCGCAACAAAACCAGUUCUAAAGGCCCUCGAAGAUAUUUACACGGACUUAGGCACUCCCGAACGUCAUCGCACCGACAAUGGUCCACCUUUUAACUCAGCUGAAUUUGCCAAGUUCCCUAGUGAGAACGACAUCACGCACGUCCUGACGUACCCGUAUCACCCACAAGGUAAUCCAGCAGAAACAUUCAUGAAACCACUCAGGAAAGCUAUGAAAUCAGCCUUCCACGAGCACAAGAGCAGAGAUACAGCACUCAACCAGCUACUAACAUCAUACCGUGUAACACCGCACCCGGCUACAAACCUCUCACUCGGUGGAACCAUGUUCCAUAACGGAUACAGGAAGGAUUUUCAACGAACGCGAUACACUACGAAGGAACGACAAACGGCAUAGGACAGAGAUCUCCAACAAAGAAAACAACGGAAAGAGCUGACAAACAUAUCCCCGAGACGCCAAUCAUCGACCGUUCAACAGGGUGACCUAGUUCUCGUCAUCAGCAGUAACAAAGUUUGAGCCCGUAUAUCAUCGAACACCCUACUGGAUCUGCGAAAUCAACACCAAGGGCGUAGUCCUGAAGCGAUCGACCGAUUUCUAACGAAUUCGCAGACACAAAGAUGACAUCAAGGCAUACCACGAAAGUACAAAGGAACUAGUAACACCAGUUCUUUCUGACCUACCGAAGAAAUCAACAACAUGGAUCUUCGAUCGAAAUGAAGAACUAGAACACGGCCACGACGAACACACUGGUAGCAACAACGACGAGUUGAUCACAGAAGACGGAAGCGACACCGACACGAUAACGGAUGACGAUACAAUAGCCUACGAAGGAGACACUUCAGACGCAGAACCCGAAGAAAAGAUGACAACAGCAAAAAAACGAGAGAGGCGACCUCCGAGACAUCUACAGGACUAUGAACUUUAAAAGUAUAUAUUUACAUGUAAAAAACACUUUCUGAAAAGAUGAGAGUGAUGAUGUUCCGAGGUCGGCUGCCGUACGAAAGGCAGAAAGGAGAGACCAAGAUGGCGACAAGAGCUGUGUAAUUUGUAGCUAGACUUAUGUUAUUUAUAGAGAAGAAAGCUUUGUUGUGUUAACGUAUAGCCGUUCAUUUUAACACUUCUCUUCUGUAUUUUGACACCUCACAACUAAAUUAAAAAUCUGAUGUUAGAAAAAUUACAACAGCUAUCAAAGUUAUCAUUAAUGACAGGAUUGGUGAGGCAAUGCUUCCUAAGCACAUCAACAGCAGCGGAAAAAUAUUAUGUGCAAAAGAACUAUUUAAAAAGGUGGGCAAGGCGAGACAUGAAAAGGAGAGAACUUUUCAAAGACUUCGAAGCCGAGAGAACUAGUCUAAGGGUUAUUCAUAAAUCAGAUGUUCUGCCUGCAGCCAUCAAAAUGCAAGCAGCUGAAGAUCUCGCAAAGUUACCACGUGACAGUUCGAUUACUCGUAUAAGACAUCGAUGUACAUUGACUGAUCGUUCAAGAGGGAACGUCAUUAAGUAUCGAAUUUCUAGGAUUAAGUUUCGAGAUUUCGCAGACAAGGGAUGGAUAUCGGGUUAUACCAGGUCCAGUUGGUAACUGUUAUGCAAAGUUGUUGCUACUGUUUAAAAGCCUGCUAUUUUAACUGAUUUAUAUACUAUAUAAACAAUGCGUUUAUGGAUGGGUGCAAUGUAGCGAUACGUAAAGAUAAAGAAAUCCCACCUCGUUAAAGUGAAAUAUACUCCUGGAAAUUAAAUGUACUAGAGUACACGGAAAGUUCCUAAAAUGGGAAAAAAUUCUAAAAAAAUAAUUUUACAAUUUUCGAAA